GUGACAGACUGCUUCCCGCCUCCUUUCUCCUGUGUCUCUCCUCCCCCUCCAUCCUUCAGACACCGAGACAUACAGAGAGAGAUCCUGACACAGGGAAAACCUAACGGGACAGAGCAGCUAAUAUACCGACACCAGAGCCCCAGGACGAAUCAGCAGCAGGAGCCGUGUGCUAAUGCAAUGACAACAGUGCACAGCUUUUAAAAUUACCUCAAACCCAUUUUGUUCCUGGCUUCUGAAUCCUGUACAUCAUAGACUGAGGAAAAUCUGGGGACAAGUAAAGUUUGUUGAAAAAGAUACCGGUCUUCCACAAUGAAUCCUGUUUACAGCCCUGUACAACCCGGGGCUCCCUAUGGAAACCCAAAAAACAUGACCUAUGCAGGUUACCCUGCUGGUUAUCCUACAGCUGCUCCUACAUACAACCCUAACAUGUAUGCUACCAGCAGUCCUGGCUACGCCCCAGCAACACUUCUGAUGAAACAAGCCUGGCCACAGACCUCAUCAUCUUGUACCAACGAAGGCACCUUUCAUCUCCCUGUGGAUACCGGAUCUGAGAACAGGUCUUACCAAGCAUCAUCUGCAGCAUUCAGGUACACUGCUGGAACUCCAUACAAGGUUCCUCCUGCUCAGAGUAACAGUGCCCCUCCGCCCUACUCCCCAUCCCCAAAUCCUUACCAGACCGCUAUGUAUCCUAUCAGAAGUGCCUACCCACAGCAGAACUUGUAUGCUCAGGGCGCUUAUUACACACAGCCUGUUUACGCAACGCAGCCUCAUGUCAUCCAUCACACCACAGUGGUCCAACCAAACAGCAUUCCUUCUGCUAUCUACCCAGCCCCUGUAGCUGCACCAAGGACUAAUGGCGUGGCCAUGGGGAUGGUUGCCGGGACUACCAUGGCGAUGUCAGCAGGUACAUUGCUGACCACACCGCAGCACACUGCCCUAGGAGCACAUCCAGUCUCUGUGCCAACUUACAGAGCUCAGGGUGCCCCUACGUACAGCUAUGUACCUCCCCACUGGUAAUCUCACUGGCCUAUCCAUGUCUGGAGUCAAACAUUGUAUGCAACUGCUCGAGUCUUACAUCGAUUUUGGAGCAAAUGUACAACAGCACCAGAUUUGUCUGCAAAGAACAAAAAAGGAUAAAACAAUUGUACAAGGGUCACUUUAUUCUUUUUUUUGUGUGUUGGUUUUUUUUUUUGUUGGUUUUUUAAAGCUGCUUUUUGUAAUAUCCCAUUUAUUUUAUUUUAUUUACAGUCCUCAAAUAUUCAUAUCAUGUUUAUUUCACUCUCAGAGCAAAGGAUUAUGGGUCCUCUGUCAUUUAGUAUUGCAGUACCCAGAGGGCUUUCACAGGUCCACAACAUUUUCCUUUGCUUCAUUAUUGUAUUUAGUUAUUCAAGAUGGAUAAGCGUCAAAAGUUCGCAGAUCCUGAAUACAGAAAGCUCUCGUCUUUUUUUUUUUUUUUUCUCCCAAAAAUUUACUUUCAUUUUUCAAACGUUUAGAAAAGCAGUUAAACAGUGUCUUCCAAAAGUGUUGCAAAGGGAUUAUGUCUAAAAGAUAGUACAUCUUUUUUUUUUUUUUUUUAUUAAAGUCGUUGCACGCUUUUGUCAUAGAAAAAGGACAAAUUGUUAGAUUUUCACAAUGAUUUUUUUUUUUCUUUAAAUGUUUAUUCUGCUUUCUUUUUUUUUUUUAUACUUGCUAUGAAACUCAAAGCUGUUAUACUGGUGCUUUGCAGUGAAGGAUGGAGGAAUUUGGCAAGGCAUAUUAUAGAAUAGCCACUUUUCUGUGUAUAAGCACAACACCUAUAUACAAGUUAUUUUAUUAUUAUUAUUUUUUUUUUAGUUUACAUUUCAAUUCAAAGGGUAUUUCUUACCUUGUAUGCCCUUCUGCAAAAAGCAGUUUCUACGUGUCAAUCCAGCACUCUAGAAACUGAACUGGGCUAUCAGGAACUCACAGAUUAUCCACUACAGUAUAUUGACUCUUGAUUUAAAGGAAGUCCACACUUUGCUAUGUAACGCAGUUUCCCUUAGUAGGUGUGGUGUAUUGUUAUAGAUAAGUUAUUGUUUAUUGUGAUAAAAUAAUGUUAAAAUAGUGGGCCUGGAUAUGCUCGUUUAUACACAGGUACUAGUUUGCAUGGGUGGAAUUUUGUUAGGACAAAGAGGAAUAUUUAGUAAUGUGCGGUAGCACUCCAUCAAUCAACGUAUACUGCAGCUAUUAAGUCAUUUUCGAAGUACGUAUGGCAAGAAUGGCCUUAUGGGCGCAGCCUUCGUUGGCAGCCAAGGGGUUAAAGAGCGACAGUAGUUUGUCUUUUCUACCCAUUUCAACAUUAACUCUUUUGUAUUGUUUCUUGCAAGAUCUAUAUAGGGUUCUAAGUAUUGUUGUCUUGUGGCUGCAAAACCUAAAAUCUAUAAUUCAAUGGGUGUAAAUGUUACAUUUUUUCCCCUUGUUUUCCAGACUAGAUUUUGAUUACUUCUCACUAACACCUAGCCCAUAUUAAUUUGUACGCCCGUUGGUUUUAGUAAGUCUCUUCUAUUGACCUCAGCAUCAAAAGUCUUAACUUUAAAAUAGACUAAACAAAGUGCAUUUAACAUAUUUUGCUUUUGUAAAAAAAAAAAAAAAAUGUAGUUUUAUUCACGCUCCCUAGAGACCCCCAAAAAAAUAAUAUAACAAAACAUUCUCUAACCAGGAUGUUCAAAAUGCUGCAAAUUGCAUAAAGCAGCUAUUUGUUUUGCAGCAUUUGUAGGUUACAGAAUUUGCUUUUUAGCCUCUUUAUGGCGUGGGAUAAACACCAUUUUUUUGCACAAAAGCAAGUGGUAUUUAAUGUUUCUUUAACUUUGUCUGAGCCAGUUGAAAUGUUAUUUUACUUGUAAUCUAAAAUAUUUUGUCGGGGGGAACGUUUUAAAGGGACAUAAGGGUAAAAAAAAAAAUCUGUUCUUUAAAAGGACAUUGUUAUAAAGAAAAUGAUGGUUUAUUCUCAACAGGAAAAUGUUUGUUUUUCAAACAAAAAACUUUAACAGGUUUUGAAUUAUGACUACAAUUUCCCUUGUAACAAUAGUGCCGUCCCUAUAAAUUGCACGCAACAGUCUGCAUUAAUUAAAACAAAAAUGCUGAUAUUUAAAGGGACGUAUAAAAUAAUGUGCACAAUGCAUUUCAGUUUUGAAUAGAAAUAUUUCUGCAAUAUACAGGCAUUAUCAAAAAUUCUCCUAGUAAAAGUUAUCAUACAUAUGUUGCAAUGCCCUGUGCAUGAGCAUUCAAACACUGCACCCCAUAGGUGGCAUUGAUCGUGUCCCGUGUACCAGCAUUCAAUGUGUGUAUGCCACCAAGAUCAUCCCCACAGAAAACUCUGCAAGUCGUGUCACAUUAUGAGAUUGCCAAGUGGGGGCAGUGUAAUACUUAGAAAUAUUCUAACAUUUUCUGUUAUAUAUAAAAGUUACUUAAAGGGACAGUCUCUGUUGAAAAGAAUCAUCUGUGUUCGAGCAAGACGUUUCUUGCUCGUGUACACUAUUUUGCGCAUGCGCAUUGUAUUUUGAACGUUAAGGAGGGCUUUUAAAACCCCGGGAAAGAAAGAAUACCGCUCAGUUGCAUAGUGGGUCCUUGACGAUCAAAAUACAAUGCGCACAUGCGCAAAAUUGCGUGCACGAGCAAGAAAUGUCUUGCUCGACACGGAGACAAUUCUUUUCAACAGAGCCUUCAGUGAGAAUGUUGUCAGGGAAAGGAGGGGUCUGGCGGCCAUUUCAAAUCGGCCGGAGGGUGCAAAGUAAGUGAUUUUUAACGAAAACAAUAUAUGCAUUAACCAUGUUCUAAAGGAGGAUUAAAACAUCAUUAACAACUACAUAGGAAUAAGUAAUUCCAAAUUUUGUGUUGACUGUCCCUUUAAGCUAUCCAAAGCAUCAGUGUAAUUUAACUUACAUUGAUUUAAUGAUAAUUUGUGCAAAAAACCAUUGAAAAGAAUAUUUGCUUAUAGUAGCUUACAUUUUAGGUGGGUGGUCAGUAAAAUCAGCUGGCUGGUGUGCCCGUUCAAUUCAAUAGGGCCGGGGGAGAACACUGAAGAUAUAUUGCAAAAACGCUUCUAUUCAGUUGUGACUAUUACGCUCCUUUAAAUUACGCUCCUUUAAAGGGUUUUUUAAUUCCUCAUGAAAUUUUGAAAAUGAUCAUGUAAAUAUUUUGCAGUUCGUAUGACCCUACUACAUAUGUGAUUAUUUUAUGCUCUACGCUCUACAAUUGGCCACAGCUGAGAUGCUCUAAAAAAGUUAUAAUCUGCACUUUUUUGACAAUUUUAUUUUUAUCUGAAUAAUUUGCAGUGCUGAUAUAGUAUAUGCCCCCUUGUGUCUGUAUAAGUGGCUCAGCCAAUACUCACCCACAGUCACUUCUACUCUUUGACAUGAAAGAUUAAACUCCAUCUGGGUAUUGGUUGAUGUUUCCUUUAGGGGGAAGCACAGGUUAUGUUUAAAGGGAUACUAAACCCAAAUUUUUUAUUUCAUGAUUCAAAUAUAGCAUGCAUUUUUAAACAACUUUCUCAUUUAAAUCUAAAUGUAGCCACAAGUUAUCAAGCGCUACCUAGGUUCUGAACCAAAGAUGUCCGGGUGGUAAACUUAAAUUCCUGUUUUUUUUAAAUGAAGAUACCAAGAGAACGAAGAAAAAUUUAUAAUAGGAGUAAAUUAGAAACGUGCUUAAAAUUGCCUGUUCUAUCUGAAUCGGGAAAGAAAAAAAAUUGGGUUUAGUGUCCCUUUAAUAGAUGCAGGCAGCUUAACCAUAUCAAAAGGGGAUGAUGCAUUGCAAAACUUUUGUCGUACAGCAGUUUAUUUUUGACAUUAAUUUCCCUUUAAGAUAAAAUAAGUGUACAACCUCACUUAUAGCGGGCAAUAACCUGUAUUUAGUGGCGUAUACCAGCAGUGUCACUCCUACAAUAUUCCUGUACUGAAAUAAUUCAUUUUAAAAUAUCAAUUUUCAUUAGAUCUGCUAUUGAUCAUUACUACAUCACAGGAGAUAAAAACAUACCACUGUUACGUAUCCGUAAAAAUAAUAAUAAAAUCAAAGAUAAUUCAGUAAAAGUUUGCAGAUUUUUUUUCUAUAAUGACUGCUAAUACGACACACACACACACACACACACAUAUACAGUGUAUAUAUAGCUAUGCAACAUAUGAGUUGGUUUGAUAUUUGGGUAUUACAACGCCUUGUUGGUUAUAUCAUGCUAUAAUUCACUGUAAAAUCAAAAAAUCUUUUUGUUAACAAAAUAAAAUACUAAAAGAAAUAA
Messenger RNA from Bombina bombina (fire-bellied toad), 5245 nucleotides. RefSeq names its product family with sequence similarity 168 member A (gene FAM168A). The record is from RefSeq and is a predicted model, not a curated record. The transcript has 9 exons. NCBI's taxonomy places the organism in Eukaryota, Metazoa, Chordata, Amphibia, Anura, Bombinatoridae. The coding region runs from base 310 to 1017 and encodes 235 amino acids. Gene Ontology annotation, biological process: positive regulation of base-excision repair.